This is a messenger RNA of Miscanthus lutarioriparius, 1146 nucleotides long. The record is from the annotation of a GenBank genome assembly. NCBI's taxonomy places the organism in Eukaryota, Viridiplantae, Streptophyta, Magnoliopsida, Poales, Poaceae.
AUGAGGCGGGUGAUCACCUCCGAUAUCCUCUCCGCGUCGAUGGAGCGGCGUGUACAGCGCCAGCGAGCGGAGGAGGCCGACCACCUCAUCAGGUUCGUCUACAACCAGUGCAACACCUCAGAUAACAGCGCCGUCAAUGUGCGUCAUGUAGCCCAGCAUUUCUGCGGCAACAUGAUACGGAGGCUCGUGUUCGGCAAGAGACACUUCUCGGUUGCUGCUGGUGCUGCUGGCAAUGGCAGCGGCCCUGGUCCUGAGGAGGUGGCGCACGUGGACGCGCUCUUCACACUGGUGAACCACAUCUACAGCUUGUCCGUUUCAGAUUACAUCCCUGCUGCGUGGACGUGGAUGAUUGCUGGCCUCGAUCUCGACGGCCAAAAGAAGGUUGCCAAGAGCGUAAUGAAGACUAUAAACAGAUUGCAUGAUCCCAUCAUACAAGAGAGGAUCCAUGAGUGGGAUGGUCUUCGCAAAUGCGGUGACAAGAGAGAGGCUAGAGAUUUUCUUGACGUGCUAGUUUCUCUUCAGGAUUCACAAGGGCGACGUUUUUUGUCGUUUGACGAAAUACAAGCACAGACAGCGGAGAUAAUGUAUGCAACUGUCGACAAUCCAUCAAACGCGGUUGAGUGGGCACUUGCGGAGAUGAUGAACCAACCGGAGGUCAUGCACAAAGCAAUGGACGAGCUGAACACUGUUGUUGGCAAGGACAGGCUCGUCCAAGAAUCUGACAUCCCUCACCUCAACUAUCUGAAAGCGUGCAUACGGGAGGCCUUCCGCUUGCACCCCUACCACGCUUUCAACCCAGCCCACGUCGCCAUGGAAGACGCCGUCGUUUCUGGCUACUUCAUUCCCAAGGGCAGCCAUGUCCUUCUGAGCCGGGUGGGUCUUGGCCGGAACUCAGACGUCUGGGAUGCUCCUCUCCAAUUCCGGCCAGAGCGACACCUGAUGAUGAACGAGCAUGUGGUUCUCACCGAGCUGGACCUUAGGUUCAUCUCGUUCAGCGCAGGUAGGAGGGGAUGCCCAGGGGUGUCCCUUGGCAGCUCCGUUACAAUGAUGCUCUUCGCAAGGCUUCUGCAAGGGUUCACAUGGACCAAGCCUCCUGGCGCGUUCGUGCACUCAAGCUCAAGGAAUCCACUACAAGUCUCACACUAG